Messenger RNA from Symbiodinium sp. CCMP2456, 267 nucleotides. NCBI's taxonomy places the organism in Eukaryota, Dinophyceae, Suessiales, Symbiodiniaceae. The record is from the annotation of a GenBank genome assembly.
GCUUUUCAUCUGGCCAUCCGCAUCUGCUGCGUACGCUUGGAGCUGACCGAGGCUAAGCGGCUGGCAGCUCGCGGACAUCGGGCUGCUCUUGCAGCCGGAGAUUCCGUCCGAGCAAGCCAUUUCUCCGCUCUCCGGCGUUGCGCUCAUGUGGUUCACUAUGGUCUGGACCGUGCGCAAACUGCUUUGUUGGCGAAGAGACCGGAAGAGCUCCUGGCACUCGUGGAGGCCAUGGAUGCCGUGGUGGAGCCCGAGCUAGAAGCUGUCUUG